ACGACAAUUGAAAAAGAAAGCAAAAUUCCGCGUGAUACGGUCAUUAAAUAGCUGGCACCCUUUAUACUCUCGCAGGUCAAGACUCUCUCUCUUUCUUCCUUUCGUUCUAAUCCCCAAACAAACAUUUUCAAAUUUCAAACCUCCUCUAAUCUCCAACAAUGGCGGCAUCAACAGCAAGGGACGAGAAUGUUUACAUGGCGAAACUCGCCGAACAAGCCGAACGUUACGAAGAAAUGGUUGAAUUUAUGGAGAAAGUCGUUUCCGCUGCUUCUGAAGGCGAAGAACUCACAGUUGAAGAACGUAACCUUCUUUCCGUUGCUUACAAAAAUGUAAUUGGUGCUCGUCGUGCUUCUUGGAGGAUCGUUUCUUCCAUCGAGCAAAAGGAAGAAAGCCGUGGUAAUGAAGAUCAUGUUUCUACCAUCAGAGGUUACAGAUCUAAGAUUGAAUCUGAACUUUCCAACAUUUGUGAUGGUAUUCUUAAGCUCCUUGAUUCUAAACUUGUCCCUGCUGCUUCAAACGCUGAUUCUAAGGUCUUUUAUCUCAAGAUGAAAGGUGAUUAUUACCGUUAUUUGGCUGAGUUUAAGACUGGAUCUGAGAGAAAAGAGGCUGCUGAGAAUACUCUUACCGCUUACAAAGCUGCUCAGGAUAUUGCAAAUGCGGACUUGCCUCCAACACAUCCCAUUAGGCUUGGUCUUGCUCUCAACUUCUCUGUUUUCUACUAUGAGAUUCUUAACUCUCCUGAUCGUGCCUGCAACCUUGCUAAACAGGCCUUUGAUGAAGCAAUUGCUGAGUUGGACACCCUUGGGGAAGACUCCUACAAAGACAGCACUUUGAUCAUGCAGCUUCUCAGGGAUAACCUGACUUUAUGGACUUCUGACAUGCAGGAGGACGGAGCUGAUGACAUCAAAGAGGCAUCCACCAAGCAGGAAGAAGAAAAGUGAGAGCUGAUUUUUAGAACUAGGUGUUGCUUUUUUGGCUUGCAAUGUUUUAUUUAUGAAUGUGUGGGGUGCUGCUCAAUUAUUCGACAGCUCCUAGCUGUUAUCGUGAUUCUAAGUUAUAUUGAAUUAAGUCUUAUUCUUGAGUAAUCAUAUUGCUAUUCAAGAUA
Molecule: messenger RNA, 1105 nt
Organism: Amaranthus tricolor (Joseph's coat)
Lineage: Eukaryota; Viridiplantae; Streptophyta; Magnoliopsida; Caryophyllales; Amaranthaceae
Product: 14-3-3-like protein
Exons: 4
Coding region: 159-941 (260 amino acids)
Biological process (GO): signal transduction
Cellular component (GO): cytoplasm
Source: RefSeq, a predicted model, not a curated record